AACUACGAGCAGAUGAGAACACUAGUAGAUCAACUUCACGAGCGAGCGCACUUUGUGAGACUAGGAGGGGGUGAGAAAGCUCGAACACUUCAUAUAUCAAGAGGAAAACUGUUACCCAGAGAAAGAAUCAACAAUCUUGUAGACCCAGGGUCUCCUUUUCUAGAAUUAUCCCAGUUUGCAGGUUACCAGUUAUAUGGCAAUGAAGAGGUCCCUGCAGGUGGCAUUAUUACUGGCAUUGGAAGAAUAUCAGGAGUAGAAUGCAUGAUUGUUGCCAACGAUGCCACUGUCAAAGGAGGUACCUACUAUCCAGUGACGGUGAAGAAACAUCUACGGGCCCAAGAGAUUGCGCUGCAAAACAGGCUCCCCUGCAUCUACUUGGUUGAUUCCGGAGGAGCAAACUUACCUCGACAAGCAGAUGUAUUUCCAGAUCGAGAUCACUUUGGCCGCAUAUUCUAUAAUCAGGCAAUUAUGUCUUCUAAAAAUAUUACACAGAUAGCAGUGGUCAUGGGAUCUUGUACGGCAGGAGGUGCUUACGUGCCUGCAAUGGCUGAUGAAAACAUCAUCGUGCGCAAGCAGGGUACCAUUUUCUUGGGAGGACCCCCCUUGGUCAAAGCGGCAACUGGAGAAGAGGUGUCUGCUGAGGACCUCGGAGGUGCUGAUGUUCACUGCAGAAAGUCUGGAGUAACUGACCACUAUGCUUUGGAUGACCACCAUGCCCUUCACCUAACUAGGAAGAUUGUGAGGAGUCUAAAUUAUCAGAAGAAAUUGGAUGUUACCAUUGAACCUUCUGAAGAUCCUUUAUUUCCUGCUGAUGAAUUGUAUGGGAUAGUUGGUACCAACCUUAAAAGGAACUUUGAUAUUCGAGAGGUCAUUGCUAGAAUCGUGGAUGGAAGCAGAUUCAAUGAGUUCAAAGCCUUAUAUGGAGACACAUUAGUUACAGGAUAUGCUCGAAUAUUUGGAUACCCAGUAGGUAUCAUUGGAAACAAUGGAGUUCUUUUUUCUGAGUCUGCGAAAAAGGGUGCUCACUUCAUCCAGUUAUGCUGUCAGAGAAAUAUUCCUCUGCUGUUCCUGCAAAACAUUACAGGAUUUAUGGUUGGGAGAGAGUAUGAAGCUGAAGGAAUUGCCAAGGAUGGUGCCAAGAUGGUGUCUGCCGUGGCCUGUGCCCAAGUGCCUAAGAUCACUGUCAUCAUCGGGGGCUCGUAUGGGGCUGGAAACUAUGGGAUGUGUGGCAGAGCAUUUGGCCCGAGAUUUCUCUACCUCUGGCCAAAUGCUCGUGUCUCGGUGAUGGGAGGAGAGCAGGCAGCCACCGUGUUGGCCAUGAUAGCCAAGGACCGAAAGGCACGGGAAGGUGAACAGUUCUCCAGUGCUGAGGAAGCAGCUUUAAAAGAGCCCAUCAUUAAGAGGUUUGAAGAAGAAGGGAACCCUUACUAUUCCAGUGCAAGGCUGUGGGAUGAUGGGAUUAUUGAUCCAGCGGACACCAGACUGGUCCUGGGUCUCAGUAUUAGUGCAGCCCUCAACGCACCCAUACAGAAGACUGACUUUGGCAUCUUGAGGAUGUAACUGGAAUAGAAAACAUUUUUCUGUUGAACAUGUACCAAAAACUGACACAUGUAGUAGCUUUAACAAUUUAGACUGUUUGAACAUGGCUAUUACAGUAAUUUUUUUUAAACACAGUGCAUUGUACUUUUCUACCUUAAAAAAAAAUCAGUGAGGAUAUUUAUUCAGUGAAUAUCAAUGCCUUUUAAAUUUUUUUUAGAGAGAAUUCUCUGUGACUCAGUUUUACCACCCAUAAAAUGAAGAUAAUGAUUUACAUGUAUCCUUUCUAACCAUCAAACAGUAUGAAAAAUUCUGUAAUCUGUAAAUUUCAGAUGUGAUUGAGAUUAUUUCUAUGAAGUUGUAUUUCCACU
Carlito syrichta (Philippine tarsier) is the source of this 1907-nucleotide messenger RNA. RefSeq names its product methylcrotonoyl-CoA carboxylase 2 (gene MCCC2). Gene Ontology annotation, molecular function: methylcrotonoyl-CoA carboxylase activity. Gene Ontology annotation, biological process: L-leucine catabolic process. The record is from RefSeq and is a predicted model, not a curated record. Gene Ontology annotation, cellular component: mitochondrion; methylcrotonoyl-CoA carboxylase complex. Lineage: Eukaryota; Metazoa; Chordata; Mammalia; Primates; Tarsiidae. Bases 13 to 1560 code for a protein of 515 amino acids. The transcript is spliced from 16 exons.